AUGCUGCUGGGGAAGACCAGCCAGGAAAACAGAAGCGUGGAAAACUUCAUCCUGAGAAGAGUCAUGUUUGAUGCUGAAGCUCCUCCUUGUUCACUAGAGCAGCACAGUGAGGGAGCCAGAGAAAAAAUGGAAGAAAGAGACAUCAUACUCAUCAACACAACUCACCUGUUUGAUACUGGACUCUCUGAUGAGGAGCUGAUGCCUCAGAGGUUGAACUUGGUGUUGUGUGGCAGGGAUGGAGCACUGAAGGCCUCAGUAUCAGAUCUCAUUCUGGGCCCAAAUAAGCGCAGACCAGAGCCCAGCUCAGAGUGCGUGAGGAGAGAUGGAGCGGUGUCUAGACGCUCGAUCACCCUGGUGGAGAUGCCGGCUCUCUACAACACACCUCACUCAGAGGAGGAAGUGAUGCGAGAGGCUCUCCGCUGUUUCUCUCUGUGUGAUCCAGGAGUCCAUGCGUUCCUCCUCAUCAUUCCAGUUGGUCCCCUCACUGAUGAAGACAAAGGAGAAAUGGAGAAGAUCCAGAACAUUUUCAGCUCCAGUGUCAACAAUCAUUUAAUAGUUCUCUUUACAGAGCAGCAGCCUGACAGUACAGCUGAAAAAGAUUUUAUAGAACACAACACCGACAUAAAGAACUUUCUUGCCAUGUGUAAACGUAAACAUAUAUUAGUAGAAACAAAAACAGGAAAAAACAAGCAACAACAAACAACUGGAAAACUGUUGGAUGAAAUUGAGAAAAAGACAGAAAUACAGCCAUAUUCUCUUUACAUGUACGUAAAAGCUCAAGAGAAGAGAGUUAGGUGUGAACUACAGGAAAAACUGAGCGAAAAAGAGAAAGAAAUCCAGGAGUUAAAGAGGAAGCUCCAGCCAGAAGGUGAAGAUAAAGAUGAACCACAGGUUUCCAGCUCCUUAAGGGUGGUACUGAUUGGAAAAACAGGAAGUGGAAAGAGUGCGACAGGAAACACCAUCCUUGGAAGAGAUGAAUUUAAAAGUGAAAUGAGUAUGGGUUCUGUGACAAAGGUUUGCCAGAAAGGAGUUGGUGAUGUUGAGGGAAGGUCAGUCGCUGUUGUUGACACUCCAGGCCUCUUUGACACCAAACUAUCAAAUGAAGACGUACAGCAAGAAAUUGUGAAGUGCUUCUCACUGUUAGCACCCGGACCCCACGCUUUCCUCAUUGUGCUGAGUUUGGGAAGAUUCACCAAAGAAGAAUUAGAGACUUUAGAGCUGAUAAAAAUGACAUUUGGUCCAAAGGCUGCUAUGUUUAGCAUAGUGCUGUUCACCAGAGGAGAUAAGCUGGGAAAUAAGUCAAUAGAACAAGUCAUUGAGGAAAGUAACAUUGAACAAAUCAACAAGCUGCUCAGAGACUGUGGAAACAGAUAUAUAGUAUUUAACAACAAAGAAAAAGAAAACCGCACCCAAGUUUCUGAACUUUUAGGACAGAUAGAAAUGAUUAUAAACUCAAACACAUCAAGUCAGCACUUCACAAACAGCAUGUUUGAAGAGGCGGAAAUGUCCAUCAAAAAGAGAAUUGAAGAAAUUCUGAGAGAGAAAGAGCGAGAGAUCGAGGCUGAAAAGGAGAAACUGAAAAACAAAUACAGUGAAGAAAUGGAAGAGAUGAAGAAAAGACGAGAGAAAGAAAAACAAAAGGCUGAUGAAGAAAAGCGCCAAAUGGAGAGGAAGUUCAGAGAAAAGAUGGAAACCCUCAAACAAGAGUUUGAAGAAAAAAAUGAACAAGAGAAGAAGAAACAGGAGAUGGAGAACAAGAUGAGGUUAGAAGAAGAAAAGAUACAAACAAGGAAAUGGCAAAACAGAAUUAAUGAGUUAGAAAAAGAGAACCAAAAGCAGAGAGCGGAAUUUGAAAAACAGUUAAGAGACAGAGAGGAGGAGGAUAAAAAGAGAGAAGAGAGAUACAAACAAGACAAAGAAAUUCUCAUGAAUCAACAGAAGCAUGCCAUGGAGGAGCUGAGAAAGAGACAGGAGGAAGAGCGUAAAAGGAGAGAUCUGGAAGAGGACAAAAGGAGACAAGAGGAAGAGAACGAGAGGCACAAUUGGGAGAGGAAAAUAAAAGAGGCUGAACAUGAGAAAAAAGAGAUACAAGAGGACCUAAAGCGUAGACAGAGGGAAUGGGAAGGAGAAAAGAGAAGAGAGAUGAAAAGACGAGAGGAAGAGGACCGGCUAAGAAAACAGAGACAUGCAGAAGAGCUAAGAGCAAAAGAAGAAGAACAAGACAGACUGAGAGAGGAAUUUGAAAAGAAGACGGAAGGAGAACGACGUCAGAGAGAGGAGGAGAAACAACGUUGGAGGGAAGCAGAGAGAAAAGAGAGUGAGAGAAAAGAGAGAGAGUACGAGGAAAAGAAACAUGCAAUGGAAGCACAAAUGAAAGAGCAGUAUGAGCAGCUGGAGAAAAUGAGAACGGAAGAGUGGGAGAGAAGAAGUCGUGAGGACGAUGAAAGAAGAAAAGAAGAGACGCGAAGAUGCCUUCUGAACUAUUACUUCAGGUGUGUCAAACGCAGGGCCUUCCAGGCCACAGCCCUGCAGUGA
Messenger RNA from Colossoma macropomum (tambaqui), 2535 nucleotides. RefSeq names its product inner centromere protein A-like. Gene Ontology annotation, molecular function: GTP binding. Bases 1 to 2535 code for a protein of 844 amino acids. The record is from RefSeq and is a predicted model, not a curated record. The transcript is spliced from 4 exons. Lineage: Eukaryota; Metazoa; Chordata; Actinopteri; Characiformes; Serrasalmidae.